Chroicocephalus ridibundus (black-headed gull) is the source of this 369-nucleotide messenger RNA. Its product is annotated as E3 ubiquitin-protein ligase RBBP6-like. Lineage: Eukaryota; Metazoa; Chordata; Aves; Charadriiformes; Laridae. Gene Ontology annotation, cellular component: nucleus. The record is from RefSeq and is a predicted model, not a curated record. The transcript has 3 exons. Gene Ontology annotation, biological process: ubiquitin-dependent protein catabolic process; protein ubiquitination. The coding region runs from base 1 to 369 and encodes 122 amino acids. Gene Ontology annotation, molecular function: zinc ion binding; ubiquitin protein ligase activity.
AUGUCUGCUGUGCAUUAUAAGUUCUUCUCCAAGCUGAAGUACGAUAUAGUCACCUUCGACAGCCUCCACAUCUCCCUCCGCGACCUCAAGUGCCGGAUCAUGGGCCGUGAGAAGCUGAAGGCGGCCAACUGUGACCUGCAGAUCAGCAACGCCCAGACCGAUGAAGAAUACACAGAUGACAAUGCCCUGAUUCCUAAGAACUCAUCAGUGAUUGUCAGAAGAAUCCCUGUUGGAGGAGUUAAAGCUACCAGCAAAACCUCUGUUAGAAGUCGAACUAAGCCAGUGAGUGGAACAUCAAAAGCGGUAUGUAAAAUCACAGUCUCACUUUUUUACGUUUGGAAAAGGCACAGCAUUUUUCUUCAGGUUUGA